UUUUUUCUCUCGGCUUUGUCUUUCUCCGAUAGCGAUGGCGGCCGAGGGCGGAAAGCGGUGGUCACUGAGCGGAUCCGGCGGCAGCGGCGAUGGUAGCGAAGGGGUUCUGUCUCGCGUGUCGCAAUCGGCGGUGGUGUACAAGGGCAAGAAGGUGGCCUCCGACGCCGCCUACAUGACUAAGCGCCUCCUGAAGAGCACCGGCAAGGCGGCGUGGAUCGCAGGCACCACCUUCCUUAUCCUCGUCGUUCCCCUCAUCAUCGAGAUGGACCGCGAGCAGCAGCUCAACGACCUCGAGCUCCAGCAGGCCAGCCUCCUCGGCACCCCCACCCCCGCUGCCCCUCAGAAGUGAAGCUGUUUUCCUGUUAUGUGUUUCGAGUUCGCUAUGUUCCAGAAAUGUAAUCCUGUUGGCUCUAGAAACUCAGAUUCCAGGAUUUUGGUUGGGGGCGUUCCUGGAUAUUUCUGAUCUUUUACUCCAUCAGCUUUCUUUGAACUAUACCGCUGAAGCAAUAUCCAGGGAAUAUUCUUUAUAAUUAUUUCAAAACAUUUAUUUUAGCAUUAUACUUUUGACCUUAACUGACCGUGAAGUUCAUUCUUAUCAAGUGCCUGGUAUAAAACAUUCUCUAUGUCCAUGUGCCAAUGAACAUUCUCUAUCUUUGGUUUAAUGAAGUCUGUUGGAGCUGA
Molecule: messenger RNA, 681 nt
Organism: Diospyros lotus (date-plum)
Lineage: Eukaryota; Viridiplantae; Streptophyta; Magnoliopsida; Ericales; Ebenaceae
Product: mitochondrial import receptor subunit TOM9-2-like
Exons: 2
Coding region: 35-349 (104 amino acids)
Biological process (GO): intracellular protein transport
Cellular component (GO): mitochondrial outer membrane
Source: RefSeq, a predicted model, not a curated record